Molecule: messenger RNA, 1048 nt
Organism: Kickxella alabastrina
Lineage: Eukaryota; Fungi; Kickxellomycota; Kickxellomycetes; Kickxellales; Kickxellaceae
Exons: 2
Coding region: 29-1048 (339 amino acids)
Source: RefSeq, a predicted model, not a curated record
UGCAACCCAAAAAAAAGGGGGGGGGGGGAUGCAGCAUUCGGUCCACACAAAGACCAAAAGAAACAAUCAUUUUUCCUGUUUUAAUCUUGUUUUUUAUUUUUGUUUUCCCUUGACUUUUACUUGUUUUAUCAUGUUUCUUUUUUGGGGUUGGGUUGCGGAAUCCUUUAUUCGGCUUUUGGGGAAAAAAGAAGCAAUAAUGAAAUUCAUCUACUCUAUUACCCUCCUCUGCACUAGUUUUGCUGCUGUCUCCAAUGCAAUCGCUGGACAAUCGCAGUGCCAGCCCGAUUGUCACGGAAAGAAGGCCCCUUGCCAUGCUGAAGAGGUGCCCUGCUACGCUAAGUUGGAGCCCUGCCACCAGAGCCACGGUCCUUGCCAUAUCAAGUACAAGCGCCAAUUGCAGCAGCAGAUUCCUGGCGGAAACACUGGCGGAACAGGCGCCUUCCCUGGCAGUAACACCGGCGGAACAGACUCAUUCCCUGGCGGAACUGGAUCCACUCCUGGAGGAGACACUGGUACAGGAUCAUUCCCUGAUAUUUUUGGUGAUCUCCUCCCGAGCGGAAACACUGGCGGAACCGGAUCGACCCCUGGAAACACUGGCGGAACCGGAUCGGCCCCUGGAAACAACAACGCCCCCAUUAACAACAACAAUAAUGGCAGUGGCCAGCAGCCCAGCUCCGCAGCACAGUCCAUCCCAGCAUCAAUCUUUGACAAUCUCCCAGAUUUCCUUGGGAUUUCGUUCCCAGGCCAGCCGCAGCCCACCCCCACCGGUGCCGCCGCCAAUUCUUCGCCCAAUCCGCUCGCUUCUUCCCCAAAUACGCUGAACCAGGGCCAAGGCCAAAACCCCAACAAUCAGAAUGACCAGAAUAAUCAGAAUGAGCUCGGGCAGCAGACCGACACCGGCGACAUCAACAACAAUGAUGGCCAAGAGGAAAAUGUAGAGAAUAUCAAGACCAUUGAUAGUCGCACGAGUGCGGCAACGGCUGUCGACAAUAAUGGUCUGUUUGCUGGGUUUGUCGCGGUUGUUGCUGCUGCCAUAUGGGCAUUCUAA